Molecule: messenger RNA, 582 nt
Organism: Cooperia oncophora
Lineage: Eukaryota; Metazoa; Nematoda; Chromadorea; Rhabditida; Trichostrongylidae
Source: the annotation of a GenBank genome assembly
AUGCCUGCAGAGGAAAGCUGUCCAUCAGGUAGUCGUGCAACCACAUUUCGCCACCUCACUGGUCAAUCAGUUCAACGAUCGGAAUGGUUCGACUGGGGCUCGUCACUCGGAUCCACUGUUGCGGCAAAUCCGAAGUUCCUAGCUGUGGCGUUAGAGGGAGGGUCUGGAGGAAAGAUCGUGGUCGGCACGCAUGAUGAUUUUGGGAAAGAGGGACGACUUGGUCUGGUUCAUCUACAGGAUCAUACGGGUGCCGUUUCGGACAUUAAAUGGGACAACUUUAACGAUAACGUGUUAGCGAGUUGUUCGGCAGAUUGUACAGUGAAAAUAUGGCACAUAACGGAUCAGAUGAAGACGCAAUGUGUACGAACGUUAACACGGCAUUCUCGACGGGUUGAUCAAAUCGAAUGGCAUACAACAGUGGAUAAUGUGUUACUAUCUGCUGGCUCAGAUUGUAAACUGAUUCUAUGGGACGUUGAAGCCAGUUCUGUGAUUUUUGAGAUUUCCGAUUUCCUCUCGUCUUGUAUAGCGUUUGCCCCGAAUUCAUCGAUAUUCGCCGCCACAUCCAGGCAAACCCACCGGUAA